Anolis sagrei ordinatus is the source of this 3995-nucleotide messenger RNA. It is a transcript of the gene CCDC85B, whose product is annotated as coiled-coil domain containing 85B. Lineage: Eukaryota; Metazoa; Chordata; Lepidosauria; Squamata; Anolidae. Gene Ontology annotation, cellular component: nucleus. Gene Ontology annotation, biological process: negative regulation of DNA-templated transcription. The record is from RefSeq and is a predicted model, not a curated record.
CUGGCAGAGUUCUUCCCCCCUCCCGUCGGGGGCGUCGUUCUGCGCCUGCGCGGCGUGCACCUGCGCCCAGUCCCGUUAUUCGCGCCGGCGCCGGGAUGUCGUGAGGCGAGCGAGCGGGCGAGCGGGCGGGCGAGGGGGAGCCAUGUUGGGCGGCGGGGAGGCCAGCCCGGAGGCCCUUCCCAGUGAGGAGUCCUCGGAGGAGCUGAGCGCCUGCAGCAAGGAGGAGCUGGUGCGUCGGCUGCGGCGGGAGGAGGCGGCCAAGCUGUCGGCGCUGGUGCAGCGCGGGCGCCUCAUCCAGGGCGUGAACCGGCAGCUGCAGGAGCACCUGCGCGAGGUGCGCGAGCUGAAGGCCGUCAACGGGCGCCUCCAGGCCGAGAACCGCGAGCUGCGCGACCUCUGCUGCUUCCUGGACGAGGACCGCGCCAAGGCCAAGCGCCUCGCCCGCCACUGGCAGCUCUUCGGCCACCACGCCGCCCAGGCCCUGCGCGAGGAGGUGGCCGCCUGCCUACGCAAGCUGGCCGGCCUCGAGGGCCUCCAGGAACGCCUCGCCCGAGACAACCUGGAGCUCAAGGAGCUGUGCCUGGCCCUGGAGGACGAGUGCGCAUGCGCCGCCGCCCCCGCCCUCCUCGCCGCCGCCCCCCCACCCUCGGGGGCGCCCCCCGACGUCGCCAGCCCCGGCGCCCACCCCGAGCUCGGCCUCCUCCCCCCCUGCGGGCCCCGGGACCUCGGCGACGGGAGCUCCAGCACCGGAAGCCUCGGCAGCCCCGACCAGAGCCACCCGGGAUGCUCCCCCGACGGGUGAGGCCUCUGCCGGGAGGGCUUCGGCGGUGUCUCGCCCCUGGCACCUCAAGGGCCCUUUGGGGCUGUCUCCCAUCCUUAGGGCAUCUGUUGGGAAGGUUUUGUUGGUGUCUCUCCCCAGGCACUUCAAGGGCCCUUUGGGGCUGUCUACCACCCUUAGGAGACACUGCAUGGGCAUCUGUCGGGAGGGCUUCGCUGGUGUCUCUCCCCUGGCACCUCAAGGGCCCUUUGGGGCUGUCUACCACCCUUAGGGCAUCUGUUGGGAGGGAUUUGUUGGUGUCCUCCUGCCUGCCAGACAACGCCAAGACGGCCCUUGACAUCUCCUCCUCUGCUACUCCUCUCACUACAGCCAGGCACCUGAAUGGCCCAUGAGGCUCUCUACCAUCUUUAAGAGACACCACAUGGGCCUCUGUUGGGAGGGCUUCGCUGGUGCCUCUCCCCAGGCACCUCGAGGGCCCUUUGGGGCUGUCUACCACCCAUAGGAGACACUGCAUUGGCAUCUGUCGGGAGGGCUUCGCUGGUGUCUCUCCCCAGGCACCUCGAGGCCCCUUUGGGGCUGUCUCCCAUCCUUAGGGCAUCUGUUGGGAAGGUUUUGUUGGUGUCUCUCCCCAGGCACUUCAAGGGCCCUUUGGGGCUGUCUACCACCCUUAGGAGACACUGCAUGGGCAUCUGUCGGGAGGGCUUCGCUGGUGUCUCUCCCCAGGCACCUCAAGGGCCCUUUGGGGCUGUCUGCCACCCUUAGGGCAUCUGUUGGGAGGGAUUUGUUGGUGUCCUCCUGCCUGCCAGACAACGCCAAGACGGCCCUUGACAUCUCCUCCCCUGCUUCUCCUGUCACUACAACCAGGCAUCUGAAUGGCCCUUGGGGCUGUCUACCAUCCUUAGGAGACACUGCAUUGGCAUCUGUCGGGAGGGCUUUGCUGGUGUCUCUCCCCAGGCACCUCGAGGGCCUUUUGGGGCUGUCUACCACCCAUAGGAGACACUGCAUUGGCAUCUGUCGGGAGGGCUUCGCUGGUGUCUCUCCACAGGCACCUUGAGGGCCCUUUGGGGCUGUCUACCAUCCUUAGGGCAUCUGUUGGGAAGGUUUUGUUGGUGUCCUCCUGCCUGCCAGACAAUACCAAGACGGCCCUUGACAUCUCCUCUCUUGCUUCUCCUGUCACUACAGCCAGGCACCAGAAUGGCCCUUGAGGCUCUAUACAAUCCUUUAGAGAGACAGCAUGGGCCUCUUUUGGGAGGGCUUUGUUGGUGUCCUCCUGCCUGCCAGACAACACCAAGGUGGCCCUUGACAUCUCCUCCCAUGCAUCUCCUGUCUCUACAGCCAGGCACCUGAAUGGCCCUUGGGGAUCUCCACCAUCCUUAGGAAAGACCGUAUGGGCAUCUGUUGGGAGGGUUUUGUUGGGAUCUCUCUGCCUUGCCGGAAGGAGGCACUCCUGUCAUAAUAGCUAGGCACCUCAAGGGCCCUAUGGGGCUGUCUACCACCCUUAGGGCAUCUGUUGGGAGGGAUUUGUUGGUGUCUUCCUGCCUGCCAGACAACACCAAGAUGGUCCUUGACAUUUCCUGCCAUGCAUCUCCUGUCACUACAGCCAGGCACCUGAAUGGCCCAUGAGGCUCUCUAUUAUCCUUAAGAGAGACCGCAUGAGCCUCUGUUGGGAGGGAUUUGUUGGUGUCCUCCUGCCUGUUAGACAACACCAAGAUAGCCCUUGACAUCUCCUCCCUUGCUACCCAUGUCACUAAAGCCAGGCACCUGAAUGGCCCUUGAGGCUCUCCAUCAUUCUUAGCAGAGACCGCAUGGGCCUCUGUUGGGAGGGCUUUGUUGGUGUUCUUCUGCCUGCAAGACAACACCAACAUGGUCCUUGACAUCUCCUCCCUUGCUACUCCUGUCACUACAGCCAGGCACCUGAAUAGCCAAAUUUAGGAGAGACCACAUGGGCCUCUGUUGGGAGGGUUUUGUUGGUGUCUUCCUUCCUGCCAGACAGCGCCAAGAUGGUCCUUGACAUCUCCUCCACUUCCAGAAAGAAGGCACUCCUGUCACUACACUCACGGCCUUUGGGGUUAUCUACCAUCCUUAGGAGAGACUGCAUGGGCCACUGUUGGGAGGGUUUUGUUGGUGUCCUCCUGCCUGCCAGACAACACCAAGGUGGCCCUUGACAUCUCCUCCCUUGCUACUUCUGUCACUACAACCAGGCACCUGAAUGGCCAAAUUUAGGAGAGACCACAUGGGCCUCUGUUGGGAGGGUUUUCUUGGUGUCUUCCUGCCUGCCAGACAGCGCCAAGAUGGUCCUUGACAUCUCCCCUUCCAGAAAGAAGGCACUCUUGUCACUACAGCCACGGCCUUUGGGGCUGUCUACCAUCCUUAGGAGAGACCUCAUGGGCAUCUGUUGGGAGGGUUUUGCUGGUGGCCUCCUGCUUGGCAGACGACACCAAGAUGGCCCUUGACAUCUCCUCCCCUUCCAGAAAAGAGGUGCUUCUGUCACGACAGCCAGGGCCUUUGGGACUGUUUACCAUCCUUAGCAGAGACCGCAUGGGCUUCUGUUGGGAGGGUUUUGUUGGUGUCCUCCUGACAACACCAAGACAGCCCUUGACAUCUCUUCCCCUGCUACUCCUGUCACUACAGCCAGGCACCUGAAUGGCCCUCGGGGCUGUCUACCAUCCUUAGGAGAGACCACAUGGGCCUCUGUUGGGAGGGAUUUGUUGGUGUCCUCCUGCCUGCCAGACAACACCAACAUGGCCCUUUUCCCCUGACAGAAAAGAGGCACUCCUGUCAUGACAGCCAGGGCCUUUGGGGCUGUCUACCAUCCUUAGGAGAGACCGCAUGGGCAGAGAUUGGCACCUAGAUGGCCCUUGACAUGUCUUCCGCUGCCACUCCUGUCGCUGCAGCCAGGUACCUGAAUGGCUCUUUCCCCGUUAUUAUUAUUAUUGUUAUUACGGGGAGAUAGGGCAGAAUAUAAAUAAUGUAUUAUUAUUAUUAUCUCUCAUCACUGGUGGGAUAAUAAUAAUAAUAAUAAUAAUAAUAAUAAUAAUAAUAAUUUAUAUUCCGCCCUAUCUCCCCAUUAAUAUUCUGCCCUAUCUCCCUGUUAUUAUUAUUAUUAUUAUUAUUAUUAUUAUCCCACCAGUGAUGAGAGAUAAUAAUAAUAAUAAAUUUGUAUAUUCUGCCCUAUCUCCACAUUAUUAUUAUCCCACCAGUGAUGAGAGAUAAUAAU